AUGGAUACAACAAGUUAUACCGGUUUACCAAAUAAACUAUGUCAAGGUUUAACCUCAGUAAAAUCAUCAUUAACAACAGGUCAUAUGCUUGAAAAAUCUGAAACAACACAUAUUGAUAGCCGGGAUAAAUUUAAUCAUCAUAUGGCACGUAGUGUUUUAGGUAUUCAAGCACCAUUAAAACUUCAAACUGAAUUACAAAUAGCCAGUAAAAUGGGUCGUUUACCAUGCUUACCUAGUUCACGUUUAAUGUUAGAUGUUUUACGUGGUACAAAUGAAGAUAUAUCAUUUGAUGAUAUUUUAAAUAAUCCAAGAGAAUUUGGUGAAUUACAAGUUGAUCCACAUUUAGCUAUGGAUAGACAUGAUCAUCGCCCACCUAGGAGUAAGACAUCAAGAUCAGGUGCUGAUGAUAGUGUAUCUAUUGAUGAUGGUGUGAGUACCUGUUCAAAUAUUUCUGAUUUAACAAGUAUCUACGAUGAUAGUGAAGUUGGUUUUCCUACAUCAAAUGAUACUAUACUUUCAACUGAUAUUCUUGAUGAAAAACUUGAUAUAGCAAUCGAAGGACUUCGAAAUAAAGAUUUACGAACACGUGAAAAUUCUUUACGUACACUUCAAACAUUAUUUUCUCAAAAAUAUGUUUCUGAACUAGUCAUCAAUCGAAGUGAAAGUUUGACCGAUCAAUUAAUAACAUGUUUAAGAAAAGGCAAUGAAUCGGAAGGAAAAUUAGCAGCUAUUGUGACAUCAUUAUUUUUUAUUCAACUCGGUGAACCAAAUGAUGAAUUAUUUUUACAAUUUCGUGAUAUUAUAUUACCAAUAUUACGAGACGAAUCAAAAUCUUCAUCAAUACGAAAAAAUUAUGCUCAAGCAAUAGGUAUCAUUUGUUUUAUUGCUUGUGAAGAUAUGUCAUCAACAGUUGAAUUAAUGAAAACAUUAGAAACAAUUUUUUCUCGAUCAUAUUUACUUCCUGAUCGUACAACACCUAUUAUCAAUCAUGAUUUACAAGAAUUACAUACAUCAGCACUUUCAUCAUGGUGUCUUCUUAUGUCAACUAUGCCAAAUAAUCUUGCACAUGAAUUAAUACGAACUUAUGCACCGGAAAAAAUUCCUGGUCUUAUUGAAUCUAAUGAUGGUGAUUUACGUAAUCAAGCAGGUGAAACAAUUGCUGUUUUAUAUGAAAUAGCCCGAGAUAUAAAUAGUAAAAAAAAAGCUAAUGAAAGUGCAAAAUAUCGAGGAAAGAAAGAAAAACGUUUACAACGUGCUACAUUUAGAGAAAUUUAUAAUUCAUUUGAAGAAGGUACUUCACCAGAAUUCGAUAUUAAAUUUGGUCGUGAAACAUUAGAAAUAACUUCAUGGACAACUCGACUUUAUUAUAACAUAUUUAGUAGUUUAUUAGCUACUGGAAUGAAUAUACAUUUAAAAGAGAAUGGAUUUCUUCGUUCUGUUUUUAAUUUGGAUGAUUUAGAAAUUGAAGAUAUUCAUCAAUCAAAAACUAAUCGAUUCGAACGACAAUUAGCUAAUAGAGCUGCAUUUAAAGUUCGUACUCAAGCACUUAAUAAAACUCGUGCAAAUAAAGUUACACGUAUUCAAAAUGAAGAUUAG
This is a messenger RNA of Adineta steineri, 1596 nucleotides long. Lineage: Eukaryota; Metazoa; Rotifera; Eurotatoria; Adinetida; Adinetidae. The record is from the annotation of a GenBank genome assembly.